Molecule: messenger RNA, 2215 nt
Organism: Labrus bergylta (ballan wrasse)
Lineage: Eukaryota; Metazoa; Chordata; Actinopteri; Labriformes; Labridae
Molecular function (GO): methyltransferase activity
Source: RefSeq, a predicted model, not a curated record
GUGACUCUGCAGGCUCCACCUUAAACGGCAGACACGUUUCUGAGCUGCGGAGCGGAGCAGCCUCUGAACACAACACGCUGUUUGAACCUGAGUGAGUGUUUCACGCGUGAGGAUGGAUUUUAAUGAAGCGAGGGAUGAACUGAAGCAGCUGCUGAGCAGAACGGAGCCCACACACUUACAAAGACUGAUCACCUGGAUCCGGAACUCAGAUGAGCUGGACGAGCUGCUGUCAGACAACAGGAAGGUGAUUCUACAGAACAUCUCUGAGGAGCUGAGAGAGCGUCUGCCUGCGGACGCCAUGCUGCCCUCUGAGACUUCUGCAUACAACACGAUGCAGCAGCGCCCUCAGCCCACGGUCCACGUGGACAGCUUCUUGUUUGAUGAAGACGAGGUGGACUCUCGCUGUGAGGAGGGGACCAUGAGCCGCUCGUUCUGCCUCAGCUGUGGAUCCCACAGAACGGCCCCGCUCGACUUCAUCUCUCACUCGUUCUCCAUAUCAGAGCUCCAGUUUCUGUUCCAGAACGUUCUGCCCGACCUCGGUGGACGGAUGCUGGUGGACGUGGGCUCCAGACUGGGAGCGGUCCUGUACGGGGGUUAUGUGUUCAGCACGGCCUCUCAGCUCAUCGGUGUUGAGCUCAGUGAAGAGUUUGUUAAACUGCAGAACGAAAUCGUGAUGAAAUACAACAUGACAGACCGAAUCCAGGUUCUCCACUCUGACGUCUGCCUGCAGAACGUUCUGCUGCAGAACGCAGACGUUCUCGUCAUGAACAACGUGUUCGAGUUCUUCAUGGAACCGUCACAACAAGUCAGGGCGUGGAGGUUCAUCAUGGAGAACUUUAGGAAGAAAGGAUCUCUGCUGGUCACAGUCCCCAGUCUGCAGGAGAGUCUGAACCCUCUGCAGGAGGCGCUGCAGCCCGGCUGGGUGGAGGAGCUUCCUGUGGACUAUGAUGUGUACCUGGGCAGAGACUCAGACCCAGACUCUCUCAGACUGAUCCACCUGUACAGAGUCCUCUGACCUGGACCAGUCUGAACAUCAGGAGAGAAAACUCGUGAACUGUUCUGGAUCAGGAAUCUUCUCAGACUACAGAUCUACUGUUUGUCGGUCUGGAUUGUUGUCAUAUAUUAAGAUGGACGGUGCAACAGCUUCCAAGGAGUGAAGCCAAAACAUUCAGCCCUCCCCCUUCUGACCGGCUACAGUGGAGGUCAUGAGCUCCGCCUCCUCCAUGUUAACAGAUGGGACAGAAGUUGAAACAUGUCAGAUAGCUGUUUCUCUAACAUGGUUUCAGUCAUGCUGUUUUAUGUCACAGUGUUCAUGAAUCGGAGAAGUUUAGUUUUAAUUGAUGAUGUAAAAAGGUGCCAUGAUUGACAGCUGUGUUGACCAAUGAGGCUCCUGCAGCGUCUGGAAUAUCAGAGGUGAGAGGAAACUUAACGAACAUCUACUUUCAAUAACUGUGUUCGCUUCAAACCGAAGCCCUAAACCUGUGGACUGAACCCACCUGAGUGACCUUUGACCUUUGAGCAGGAAGUUAAAGGCGUGUUUGAUUAGUAGAAGGGGCGGGGCGUUGAUUCCUCCCUUCUGUGAAUGUCCUGGCUCCAAAUGACAUCACCUGUCACAUGGGUAUUUUGGCUUUACAUUUGUACAACAGAAGGACAAGAAGAUGUGUUGUGUUUAGAAGCAGAAGAGACCAUAUUUAGACAAGAGGGCGGAGUUUCCCUCGCUCCCCUCUAGCUCUGCCCUCUUAAUAUGGUCACUUCCGUAGACAAAACAUUCUAACUGAAAGCAUGAACAAUCAUUUUCUCAGCUUCUUUUAGUACAACCAAACUAAGAGCAAGAAUUAGAUAGCCCAGAUAGCCCCGCCCCUAACUUCUCCCCUCUUCCUGGUCUCUUUGACUCUAAUUGGACCAUACUUAACUAAAUGAACAUCAUGCUGUGUUGAAGAAGACUUGAAACUAGAGAUUGAGACCAUAAACUUGUGAGAAAAAUGUUUAGUGAGGGAAUAAAUCAACAUUUGAUCAGAGAUUUAAAUACAAUCAGACCCUCCCCCCCCCCGCUGGACACUAGAAGUACUACAGAGACGUUACCGACUUAUUUGUGCAAUUUUGACAGCUUUCUUGUGAUACAUUAAUUUGUCUCUUGCACACCUGUCCGAUGAUGUCAUUUAAGAAAAAGAUGUCUGUCAUUUAAAUAAAUAAUAAAAUAAUAAUAAAAGUCAAA